AUGGUUAGCGUCAGGACCUGGGGGAAUGGGGGUCUUCCCCGGGCCCCUCACAUCACCGCACACCCGGUGCAUGAUGGGAUGCUCACUCCUGUCCCCUCUGUUGCAGUACGCUACUUCCUGAAGAAUAAGGUCAGCCCUGAUUUGUGCAAUGAGGAUGGACUCACAGCCCUGCACCAGUGCUGCAUCGACAACUUUGAGGAGAUUGUCAAGCUGCUCCUUUCCCAUGGUGCCAACGUGAAUGCCAAGGACAACGAGCUGUGGACGCCCCUGCAUGCGGCGGCCACCUGCGGCCACAUCAACCUGGUGAAAAUCCUCGUUCAGUAUGGGGCCGACUUACUCGCUGUCAACUCGGAUGGGAACAUGCCGUAUGACCUCUGCGAGGAUGAGCCCACCCUGGAUGUCAUCGAGACGUGCAUGGCGUACCAGGGCAUCACCCAAGAGAAAAUCAACGAGAUGCGGGCGGCUCCUGAGCAGCGGAUGAUUGCAGACAUCCACUGUAUGAUUGCAGCGGGCCAGGACCUUGACUGGAUAGAUGCCCAGGGCGCCACACUGCUGCACAUAGCUGGAGCCAAUGGAUACCUGCGGGCAGCUGAGCUCCUCCUGGACCACGGGGUGCGCGUGGACGUGAAGGACUGGGAUGGCUGGGAGCCCCUGCAUGCAGCUGCCUUCUGGGGACAGAUGCAGAUGGCAGAGCUAUUGGUGUCCCAUGGGGCCAGUCUCAGUGCUAGGACAUCCAUGGAUGAGAUGCCAAUAGACCUGUGUGAGGAGGAGGAGUUCAAAGUCCUGCUGUUGGAGCUCAAACACAAGCAUGACGUCAUCAUGAAGUCACAGCUGAGACACAAGUCAUCCUUGAGCCGGAGAACGUCCAGUGCGGGGAGCCGUGGGAAGGUGGUGCGUCGAGCCAGCCUGUCGGACAGGACCAACCUGUACAGGAAAGAGUACGAGGGAGAGGCCAUACUGUGGCAGCAGCGGAGCGCGGCCGAGGAUCAACGGACCGCCACCUACAAUGGGGACAUCAGGGAGACCAGGACAGACCAAGAGAAUAAGGACCCAGAGGGUCUCAUAACGGACAGGAAGUACCUGCUGCCUGCCCGCUUGUGCUCCCGCAAAUCUGGCUCUGGGCCCCCCAGAAGAGAGGCUCAGUACAGCAACCACCCUGGGCGCUAA
Leptonychotes weddellii (Weddell seal) is the source of this 1167-nucleotide messenger RNA. The record is from RefSeq and is a predicted model, not a curated record. Lineage: Eukaryota; Metazoa; Chordata; Mammalia; Carnivora; Phocidae.